GUCAGCUGACCGCUGUCUCGGCCGUGUUGUGAAAAUGACGACGCACGACCACCACCUCUUCUCUCUGUGCUUCUGCGACUUAAUGAGGCUGCUGUGGUCCCUGGUGGUGCCCUGCGUCUACCUCAGCCUGUUCCUGACCCUGGUCCUGCUGCUGGUCCUGCUGGGGCUCCGGCUGUGGCUGCAGGGCCGCCGGAAGGCCCGCCGGGCCCGGGACGGGGGCCCGGCCGUGGCCUUCUUCCACCCGUACUGCAACGCGGGGGGAGGCGGGGAGCGGGUGCUGUGGUGCGCCCUGAGGGCGCUCAUGCUCCGGUACCCCGGUGUCUCCUUUGUGGUGUACACGGGUGAUCAGGGCGUGACCGGGGAGCAGAUCCUGGAGGGAGCCCGGCAGCGCUUCAACAUCACGCUGCCUGGCCGGGUCAGCUUCGUCUUCCUGCGUCACCGCGUGCUGGUGGAGGCCGCCUCCUACCCCCACUUCACCCUGCUGGGCCAGAGCGCCGGGUCCAUGUUCCUCGGGUGGGAGGCGUUGACGGCCUUCGUUCCAGACCUGUACGUGGACUCCAUGGGUUACGCCUUCACUCUGCCGAUCUUCCGCUACCUGGGAGGCUGUAAGGUGGCGAGCUACGUUCACUAUCCCACCGUCAGCACCGACAUGCUGUCUGUGGUCCGGGAGCGGAACCCCAGAUUUAACCACGCAGACUUCAUCUCCAGGAACCCGCUGCUGAGUGCCCUCAAGGUGUUGUACUACUGCUGCUUCGCGCUGAUCUACGGCCUGGCCGGCUCCUGCAGCGACGUCAUCAUGGUCAACUCCACCUGGACUCUGGGACACAUCCUGGCUCUGUGGCGCUCGCCGGGCCGCACCAGCGUGGUGUACCCCCCCUGCGACGUCAGGGCCUUCCUGGACAUCCCGCUGGGGGAGGAGGGGGAGGGACAAGAGGAGGAGGAGGAGGAGGAGGAGGGCUGGGAGGAGCUGGGGCGGGAAGAAGAAGAAAAGGAGGAGGACAGGAAGUGCCGCUCCGUCGUGUCGGUGGGGCAGUUCCGGCCGGAGAAGGACCACCAGCUGCAGAUCCGAGCCUUCCGGAAGCUUCUGGACAGGAAGGGGGCGGGGCCCGGCGGCAGGGAGGCGCUGCGCCUGGUGCUGAUCGGCGGCUGCAGGAACCAGGAGGACGAGGAGCGCGUGCUGAUGCUGCGGGGGCUCUGCGAGGAGCUGUCCGUCUCCGACCGCGUCCACUUCAAGGUCAACGUGUCCUUCCAGGAGCUGAAGAGGGAGCUGGGGGGGGCCAGCAUCGGCCUGCACACUAUGUGGAACGAACACUUUGGCAUCGGAGUGGUGGAGUGUAUGGCCGCGGGCACCAUCGUCCUGGCCCACAAGUCCGGGGGCCCCAAGCUGGACAUCGUGGUCCCAUUCGAGGGCCAGCAGACGGGCUUCCUGGCCGACAGCGAGGACAGCUACGCCGCCGCCAUGGAGACCAUCCUGUCCCUGACCCCGGCCGCCCGGCUGGAGAUCCGGCGUGCCGCCCGGGACUCCGUGCGACGCUUCUCCGACCAGGAGUUCCAGACGUGCUUCCUGGCGGCGAUGGAGCCCGUGAUGGGGAAGCUGGAGCGAUGAGGAGCGCUUUUCAUGGCUAACUCGAUAAUCAGGACCAGAAAACGAGCCGCAGUCCUUCUCAGAAAGUAGUCCAGUCACCAUCGGCCGCCGUGCGGUUCAAGUCCAGACGCACCUCCCAUGGAAAGAUCAGCUCCAAACAAAAACUCUGCUCUGGUUCUCGUGUUUUAUCUCGUUUGCACGUGGCUUCCUGCUGAGAGGUCUGGGAAACACACAGAGCCAGAAGCUCAACCAGGUCAUCCAAAUGUAGCACAGGUCUUCACCACACCUCCAGAAACACGGAGAAAUCGUGAUGAAAGCAGAAUCAAAAUGAUUGAAUAGUCCAAAUAAACUUUUUCAGAAUGUACACUUUCGACCCAGUCAGGAUUUUGAGAGGAAUCUCGACAAGCCGAUCCUCCUGCGAGGUUUCACCUCCUCCAGCUGGAAACAUCGUAAAGACUGUUGUAAAAUGCUUCUAAAUCGGACAGUUUUUGUCUUCCUCCUCUUUUUCAUAACCCAGAUGUCUGAGUUUAGACUGAACAGUUUCUAAUCUCUCUGAGGAAAAUGAUGAGAACAUUUUUUUUUAAAGUGCGGUUCUUCAAAGUAUUUAUUUGUGAGUUACAUUCCAGUAAGAAGGAGGUUUGUGUUUCAUGACGGAGUUUAAAAGUCAUUUUUCUGUCAGAGGCGUCAUUUAACUGAUUUCUAUUUAAUGUUCUCUUGAUGUUUUAAGUUAAGGUCAAGUAACUUAAACGUUGCUUCAUGUCCUGCGUUCCUGUUUGUGAUGAGGUCCAGGCACGGAAACACCAGGACAUGUGAGGCUAAAUCUUUAUUUUCACCUUGAUAUGGAGUCUGCAUUACGUGUUUGUUCCACUGAGAAACUGAAAGCUCACUUAAAACAGCUGCAAUAAAAGAGACGUUCACAC
Molecule: messenger RNA, 2505 nt
Organism: Salarias fasciatus (jewelled blenny)
Lineage: Eukaryota; Metazoa; Chordata; Actinopteri; Blenniiformes; Blenniidae
Product: GDP-Man:Man(3)GlcNAc(2)-PP-Dol alpha-1,2-mannosyltransferase-like
Exons: 6
Coding region: 35-1606 (523 amino acids)
Biological process (GO): dolichol-linked oligosaccharide biosynthetic process; protein N-linked glycosylation
Cellular component (GO): endoplasmic reticulum membrane
Molecular function (GO): GDP-Man:Man(3)GlcNAc(2)-PP-Dol alpha-1,2-mannosyltransferase activity
Source: RefSeq, a predicted model, not a curated record